AUGGGCCUGUGGAACGCGCUUCAUCUGUAUCCCAAGGCUGUCGGCUGGUCUAUCCUGCUGUCGACUGCCGUCGUUAUGGAGGGCUACGAUGUGGUUCUUCUCAGCCAGUUUUUCGCAUAUGAUACCUUCAACAAGCGGUUCGGCAACCUGCAGCCGGAUGGCACCUACGAGCUUACCGCCGCCUGGCAGUCCGGACUUGGGAACGGCGCCCUUGUCGGCGAGAUCAUGGGUUUGUUCCUCAAUGGCAUCAUUGCGGAGCGCAUCGGCUAUCGCAAGACCAUGAUCGGCUCCCUCGUGCUGGCUAUCGGUUUUAUCUUCAUCAUCUUCUUCUCCCAGAGCCUUGUCCAACUUCUGAUCGGUGAGAUCCUCAUGGGCAUCCCGUGGGGUGUCUUCCAAACCCUGACCACCACCUACGCCGCCGAGGUCUGUCCAACCCACCUCCGUGCCUAUCUGACCACCUACGUCAACCUGUGCUGGGUUAUGGGCCAAUUCGUUGCUUCUGGUGUGCUGCGCGCUAUGCUGGAUCGCACUGAUGAGUGGAGCUACCGCAUCCCUUGGGCCCUGCAGUGGAUGUGGCCCGUCCCGCUCAUCACCAUGGCUCCCGAAUCCCCUUGGUGGUUGGUGCGCAAGGGCCGGAUCCAGGAGGCCAAAGCUUCUCUGGCGCGGCUGACGAGCCACAGCAGCGACGCAACCGCGACCACCACCACUCAUCACAAGUUCAGCCUUGACGAGACCGUGUCUAUGAUGAUUCACACCAACGAGAUUGAGCGUACCGCCAUGGAGGGUGUGACCUACAAGGACCUCUUCCGCGGCUCCGUUACGCGUCGUCGGACGGAAAUUGUGUGCAUCGUUUGGGCCAUCCAGACUCUGUGCGGCUCCACUUUCAUGGGCUACUCGACCUACUUCUACGAGCAAGCCGGCAUGGCCGUGACAAAUUCCUUCAACAUGUCACUCGUGCAGUAUGCUGUGGGCGCUGUCGGAACCGUCUCGUCGUGGUUCCUAAUGCAGCGCUUUGGCCGGCGCAGCCUGUAUCUGGGCGGGCAGAUCACCAUGUGUAUUCUUCUCUUCGCCAUCGGCUGCACGUCCUUCGCUGGCCGCAGCAACGUAGCCGCCCAAUGGGCUAUUGGGAGCUUGCUCCUGGUCUACACUUUUACCUACGACUGCACCGUCGGCCCUGUGUGUUACUCGCUCGUGGCGGAGCUGACGUCGACCCGCCUGCGGACUAAGUCGGUGGUCCUGGCGCGCAACAUUUACAACAUUGUCGGCAUCGCGACCAACAUCAUUACCCCGCGAAUGCUGAAUCCUACCGCCUGGAACUGGGGAGCCAAGUCGGCAUUUUUCUGGGCCGGCUCGUGUCUGCUUUGUGCCGUCUGGACCUUUUUCCGCCUGCCCGAGCCCAAGGACCGCACCAUCGCCGAGCUAGACAUCCUGUUUGAGCAGCAUGUCUCGGCGCGCAAGUUCCAUAGCACUGAGGUGGCCAGCUUUGAUUGCACGGCGGAUGAGGACAAGUUCUGA
Cryphonectria parasitica EP155 is the source of this 1515-nucleotide messenger RNA. RefSeq names its product putative maltose permease. The transcript has 2 exons. The record is from RefSeq and is a predicted model, not a curated record. The coding region runs from base 1 to 1515 and encodes 504 amino acids. NCBI's taxonomy places the organism in Eukaryota, Fungi, Ascomycota, Sordariomycetes, Diaporthales, Cryphonectriaceae. Gene Ontology annotation, molecular function: carbohydrate:proton symporter activity. Gene Ontology annotation, cellular component: membrane. Gene Ontology annotation, biological process: transmembrane transport; carbohydrate transport.